Messenger RNA from Periophthalmus magnuspinnatus, 3416 nucleotides. It is a transcript of the gene brat1, whose product is annotated as BRCA1-associated ATM activator 1. Lineage: Eukaryota; Metazoa; Chordata; Actinopteri; Gobiiformes; Gobiidae. The record is from RefSeq and is a predicted model, not a curated record. The coding region runs from base 279 to 2831 and encodes 850 amino acids. The transcript is spliced from 12 exons. Gene Ontology annotation, cellular component: nucleus. Gene Ontology annotation, biological process: DNA damage response; positive regulation of protein phosphorylation; cell population proliferation.
GGGGUGGAAGUUAUCUGAGUGUUUAUAGAUCUAAAGAAGGCACAGAAUGGCAACGCGCGAAGAAGAAAAGAAGGAAGCCACGCGCCGGUUUAAUGAAACGACAGCUUUCCCGCGGCAUCUGUUUAGCAAGUGUACAAAAAUCCAAAAAUAAUUGAUGUUUAUAAUGUAGUUUUCUAACAGUUGCUUAUAGAUAGCACCCAAAACAUCACUUUAGUUUUACAUGGACCUGUUUGAACUCUCUAAAUAGAACCGUGUAUGACCAUUUCAUAAGACAUACAAUGCACACAAGCGCCUCUUUACCACAGUCCCACCGCCCUGACCACUGCGCCUUGGACAGUCACCGGGAAUGCGUGUCCCUGCUACCCCGGGUGUGUGAGCUGCUGGCGGCCUCAGGGAGCUGUCUGCCCGAUGACACCAGCUUGGAGAAACUGCUGGACUGGUUCACUCAACUUUCCCAAAAUGGCACAUCUCUUCAUGAGAACUUCCCCUGUCUGCUGGAGUUCAUAUCAACAGUCACUCACAACACAGCAUCAGACCCUGCUGUCAUCUGUUUUAUGAUCAAACUCACUGGUGUUAUGGCUUCCACUGUGGAGGGAUUUCAAAUACUACAGGAGCGGUUGACUGUAGAUGAGGUGUUCAAGGUACAGCGGUGGCAGGGGGCAGGACUUUGGGAGGACCCGUCUGUCAGAAGCGCCUGGAUUCACGGCCUGAGGAACAUGAUGCAGCACCCAGGGGCUCUGAGCUUUUUCAUACAGUCAGAACUGAUGGGGCAUCUUUUUCUCCUUCAAACGGACUCAAGUUUAUUUGUGGCCUCUUCUGCCAAUCAGCUUCUAGCACACAUUCUGCUAUUCUAUCAGCCUGAAUCUCCAUUAAGAGACAGCAAAGACCACUCAUAUAAAGAGACUCAUCUGAAACAAAAUGACAGUACACCAUCACCCCUGUUAAUUAGUACAUCUUAUAAUGCAGUUGUAAUGAGUACAUGUGACUAUCUCAAGCAAUCACUGCUUCCUAAAGAACAGAAACAGCUCCAGCAAAGUGCACGACUCCUACGGCUUAUCACUCAGAUCUUGUCCCAAGCCGGUGCUCCGCUGUGGGAUAAGGUGUCAGAGGCAGUCAGGGGUCCCCUGAAAGAUCUGGUUACAACAGAGAACAGCCAACUCACGGUGCCACUGAUGGAGGUCAUUCUAGCUGCAAAUUGUUCCUCCUCCCCUGAUGACCAAAGUGCCAGUGGUCUUCUGUGUGCCAUGUUGGAGGUGAGAGACCCCACAGAGCGCAUCCGGGCUGCAGCUGCUCUUCUACACAAAGGCUUAUGUGAUCCAGUCCACACUUCAAAAGCAGUGAAAAUACUACUACUACCCCUUGAUAUCUUAACUGGGCAUUCUGUGCUUUGCUCGGAUGCAGUAGGUGAAAUCAAAGAGGAGCUUCAAAUAAAUAAAUCCUCUUGCACCUCAUUGAUCUGCAUGUGUGUAGCAAACCUUCAUCAGAUCACAUUACUACCUGCCAACCUCCUGCCCUGUCCGCCUGCUGGGAUAGUCUCUACUUUAGUGUCCUUAUUGCACAUGUCCCUAGAUGCUACGGAUUGGCCUGGCUGUGUUGAGGUCAUCAAAUACAUAUUUGAAAAUGGGAAAUUUCAGAAAUGUGCCCUGGAUGCUCUGAUUGCUGUUAGCCAAUGUUCAGGUGCCCGUGACAAAGUGAUUGAGGUGUUCACAGUUGUCCUCCUGUAUUUAGAUCAUCCACAUUGUGAGCCUAUUGUGCUGCACAAGUGUUACCAGGCCGUACUCAAGUGGACCAGUGUUUGUACAGAUCUGUCCUGGAUGUCAUACCAGCUCAGACAAGAUCUCCUGCGGGUGGUGCAGAAGCGUGUGUGUGACCUGCGCUGGGAGGUCAGGGACUCUACGGUGGAGUUUUUGGGACAACAGGCUGCCCUCGCUCCCUCCUCUUCGAUUCCCUCCCAGAGCCUCCUGCUGCUGGAUGAGUGUAGUACCCUCCCACUGCUCAGGGAGGCGCUGCAAGACCAGGAGAACUACGUGAGAGCCAGUGCUGUGUCUGCUCUGGCCCAGGCACUGCAGAGGGGGUGGAGUCAAGGGGCAGUGGAGUCAACAGAGCAGACAGACAUAGUGACCAAACUACUGAGCAUUCUCUGUGAAGACACCGAAGGCUUCUCCAGGAGAGCUGUGGUCCAGUACUUCAUCUCCUGGUUCUCCUCUUCCUCCUCCUCUCCCUCUCUCCUGAUGUCCUCCAUUCCCUCCAUCCUCUCUCACGGCAGCUCCGACCUGGACUGGGAGGUUAAAGUUCACACAUUGGAGCUAGCCACACUGCUAAUGGACUCCACACUAGCAGGUCACCUCACACAACCAUGGCACCCUUACGCCGCGAUUUCUCAACCAACUUAUAACUUUUCCUCACAAAAUUCUGAAACAAAUGUAGAAGAUUCAUUAAGUAAAUUAAUUGAACAAGGGGUCAUUUCUACUCUUUUUAGUGGAUUUUAUGACUGUGAUAGACCAGUGGGACUUAAAGCUUGCCAGCUACUCAUAAGUCUCCAAGAAACAUUGAAGAAAUCAGAGUGCACAGUUAAAUGCAGUCUUCCAUCUUGGGGUUGGGGGCAGGAGAUCAGAGCGCUUAUGGGGAAUUUGAAUGGUUCAGAUUUGGUGAAUGUACAGGAGGUGUUGAGAUGUUUAAAUUUGGAGCAGAGGUUAUGUGUUCUGAGCCAAAGUAGUGAUCAUGUCCAGAAUUCUCCAUUGUCUUUACUGCAGGACAUUCUGACAGCCCGGGAUGUUCACUCUCACGCGGGUACAGCAGAGGGACAGGAGAUCAUAGUGGACUGUUACUAAGGCAACAGCAUUUGACAUGGACCAUCGUGAAUAGUAAAAAACCAUGACAAUUUUUACUGUAUUGCUAUUUUUUACUGUAUAAGAUCUGAUUUGGAUAAUGUUGUUUUAAGUAAAUGUGAAUUUAUGGAUGAUUUUGUGUAAGGUGUGCAUGUUUUGGUAUGGACACUCUUACUGUACAAUUUUGGGAAAAAAUGGAAUUGUGACUCUUCUAACUAGUAUUGUGAUAUUUUACAAACCUUGAAUUAAGGCUGUGCAGAUAAUGCCAUUUAGAUCAGCUCAAGAGUCAAUAGUUUCAAACCAUCAAUUGCUACAGUAACAUGUCUACUUAAAAUCUGAUUAUUGUUACAUAUUUUAUUAGAAUAUUAUAUACCAACAAUAUUAUCAGAUUUCUGACGGUAAAGGAUUAUUAAAAUGUCAUUUAUACAGCAAAAUCAUCUGAUUUCUUCUGAUGAUCCCUCUAAAUCACAUGUGUCAAACUCAAGGCCCACGGGCCAAAUGUGGCCCUCCACAUCAUUUUAUGUGGGUAAAUUAAAAGGUAUUAUGAUCUUAACAUGUCAUUUUAUCAAGAGAUACACCGUUACACAG